CGGCUGGGAGAAGGAUUAUCCGUGACGCCGUAAUGGAGGAGGUUGCUGGAAGUUCGGAACCCCAGGCAGAGCCUGAGGCCGAGGAACUGGAAAAGGUCUAUGGGAAGCCUAGGGAAAAGGAGCCUGCGGACAAGGUUACCGCCGCUAAGAAGAAGUUUCGGUAUCAAAUCCCGAUCUUAACCUUGCAUGAGCUCGACGACACCAUUAGCAAGUUACUAGGAACCAUGGUGUCGGUGUCUUUUCAGACCAUGCUGCAGGCUAGCCCUAGGUUGCUCAAAGGGCUCAGACAACUGUUGACUCAGAGGCGAGUAGAAAUAGGCGACAACCCCGAAUUACCAAAAGGGGAGAGGGAGGAGGAAGCUCCGCAAGAAGUGGCUAACCUUCAGAGGAAUCACGGGGACUUGGAGGAUCUCGAAAAAGCCUUUGCAUACAUUCGUUUGAGCUUGUCCGACCGAGAGGGCGGCGAAGUCAUGAGAUCACCACCCGGGACGAAGUCUCGUAAGAAGAGAUUUCGCAACGAUCACAGGAUGUACGGUAAACAAGGAAGUAACAGGGAGCAUCCGGGGAGUUGGCGAGGAAAUCCCGUUUGCUGGAAAGGACGACUGGAUGUGAAGCUGAUCCCUCCGGUCAGAAUCCACACCGUAGAACAUGAGUGCUGGAAUGACAAGGGACCAUCCUAUGAAUUUGGGAUAGCAGGAGAAGUAACAGACCUCCUCCGAGCGAAAAUGGAUUCCUUCGUUGCGGAGCCUACGGCAUCUCCAUACGCAAACUGGUGGUUCGUCUUUCGGAAGCCUAACAAGACACUAAGGUGGAUUCAAGACCUGCAGAAGUUGAAUGCGGUAACCAUCCGGGAUGCUAGCUCGCUACCUCAGGCUGACUUAUUAGCAGAAUCGCACGCCGGUCGGAGCAUUUACUCCCUGAUAGAUCUGUACUCAGGGUACGACCAGCUUCCAUUGGAUGUUCGAGACAAGCCAUACACCGCUAUGCACACCCCCGUAGGCCAGCUACAGAUGCAAGUGACCCCUAUGGGAUUCAUAAACGCGGUGCCUGAAACGGAACGCAGGAUGCUCGCCGUAGCCGGGGACAUGUUCCCAGAAAAAUGUGAGUCUUACAUCGAUGACAAUAUGAUCAAAGGCGCGCAGGAGAAGGAUGAGACGGAAGUCCAGCCAGGGAUCCGACGUUUUGUGUGGGACCACCUGCAGGACAUUAAGGACUUACUCCGCCGGUUCCUAGUAUACAACAUUACGGCUAGUGGACCGAAGAGUAUCCUAGCAGUACCGGAGUUUACUAUACUAGGAUUUCGUUGCGGUGCUUACGGCAGGAAGCCGGAUCCGGCAAAAAACGACAAGAUAUCACAGUGGUCGACACCCUGCGCACGACGACGGAGGUAUAUCCUGGAUGCGCGAGACAACCUGAGUGGGUUCGUGGAGGCAGUCGCCCUCAAGAAAAAGACAGGGAGGAGUGUGGCGGACUGGAUAGAAGACUUCUACUUGAGGCAUCCGUUCGUCAGGAGGUUUAUAGCAGACAAUGAGACGGAGUUUGUGAACCAAGAAGUAUUGGGGAUGCUUAAGAGACUCUGCGUACCGAUCAAACUCAUUGAGCCGUAUCACCCUGAGGCCAAUGCACCUGUGGAAAGGGGGCACCGAACCUUGAAGAACACGAUUGCAAAGCUCGCAGCGGACCACCUGGGGAACUGGCCUAGGUAUCUUCAGCAGGCUGUCUUUGCAGAGAAUAUGAUCCCUAAAAGGACAACAGGAUGUAUCCCGGCAGAGCUCUGGUACGGAAGAGAGAUCGACUUUCCUGUGGAAGCCCUGGUACCUACCUGGAAUAGGUUAGAUGAAGAUCCGCAAAUGACCACUGAUGAGUUAAUCGAGGCAAGAUGUCAACAAAUCCUUAAGAAUGAGGAGGUCAUGGAAGACAUCGCCAACCGGGUACUAGACAGCAGAAUGAGGGACAAAACAAGGUGGGACCAGGUUAAGAAUGUCAGAAAGGAGCCACUUCAAGUGGGAGAGAUGGUAUUGCUAAGGAACUCGGCACUAAAAAGUAUUUGGUCGGGACAGCUGGGAAAGAGGUUCAAAGGCCCCUACCGGGUCGCCAACCGGGUGGGACUGAACACCUUCGAACUGGAAGAUUUGGACGGAACUGGAUUGAAAGGACCCUUCCCGGGGCAACGAUUGGUCAGGUUUCUAAGCCGGGACCCAGUGGAACAAUGGCUUCAGGAGGCCGAAGAUAAAGAAACUGAGGAGCCACAAGCUAAAGACUGACCACAGCCUUGCCCACACUAUGGUUUGCCUCUAACCAUGUUCAUGGGACUGUCAUUUCCGUGACCCCGGGGAUCCUUAGUGCUACCAAAGUAAACUCCCGUAGGAAGU
Molecule: messenger RNA, 2372 nt
Organism: Chara braunii
Lineage: Eukaryota; Viridiplantae; Streptophyta; Charophyceae; Charales; Characeae
Source: the annotation of a GenBank genome assembly